Messenger RNA from Striga asiatica, 1453 nucleotides. Lineage: Eukaryota; Viridiplantae; Streptophyta; Magnoliopsida; Lamiales; Orobanchaceae. The record is from the annotation of a GenBank genome assembly.
GGACAGUUGGGUUAAUGGACUUGAUGGGUAUACCAUCAAUAGAGUAUCUACUUGCCACUCCAAACUUCGUACUGUAAUAAAGUUACAGUCUUUCUUGCUUUCUCUGACCACCAUUUAAUUGUCCCAGCUAACUAUGUUUUUCCCGGAGGCGAAGAAGAUGGGAAUUGCAGCUGUAAUGGUGUGGAUUGCUUUACUGUGCUGCCACGUCUCCGCCGCCGGCCAUCAGCGGCGGCAGCUGAGGUUUGAUGGCAAGAAGGGUGAUUUCAGGAUUUUGCAGGUGGCGGACAUGCAUUUCGCCGACGGCCGGAAAACGCCUUGCGAGGACGUUUUACCGCAGCAGAUGAAAACUUGCUCCGAUCUCAACACCACCGCCUUCAUCCGCCGCCUUAUUCGCGCCGAGAAACCUGAUUUUAUUGUUUUUACGGAUUCUAGCAAAACCUGUCAUUUAUACUUUGCCGUUUUCAUGACGACUUGGGAAGUCUACGCUGUCAUACGAUUUCAAGAAAUAUGUGGAUCAUUAGUUGAUGUGAAGAUUGAUAACACAGGGGACAACAUCUAUGGGUUUGAUGCGAGUGAUGCUGCAGCAUCGAUGAAUGCCGCAUUUGCCCCUGCUGUCUCAUCGAACAUUCCGUGGGCCGCUGUUCUAGGCAAUCACGACCAGGAGUCUACGUUGUCUAGGGAGGGUGUGAUGAAGCAUAUAGUUAGCAUGAAGAACACUUUGUCACAGCUUAAUCCUCCCGGAGUUCAUAUUAUCGAUGGAUUUGGAAACUACAAUUUGGAGGUCCACGGUGUUGAGGGUUCGCGCUUUGAGAAUAAAUCAGUUAUGAACCUCUAUUUUUUGGACAGUGGGGAUUACUCGACUUCUCCCUUGAUUCCUGGCUAUGGUUGGAUUAAACCCUCUCAGCAGCUCUGGUUUCAACGUACUUCCCUCGAGCUUCAGAGGAGUUACAUGAACAAGCCAGAACAGCAAAAUGGUCCAGCCCCAGGGCUUGCGUACUUCCACAUUCCACUACCCGAAUACGCAAGUUUCGACUCGUCGAACUUUACAGGUGGCAAACAAGAAGGCAUUAGCUCGGCAUCUGUGAACUCUGGAUUCUUCACGACAAUGGUGGCUGCAGGGGACGUGAGGGCCGUUUUCACGGGCCAUGAUCACUUAAAUGACUUCUGUGGAAAAUUAAACGGCAUAAACAUGUGUUAUGCUGGUGGCUUUGGGUACCAUGCCUAUGGGAAGGCUGGGUGGGCCAGGAGGGCUAGAAUGGUAAUUGCAUCUCUCGAGAAAACGGGAAAUGGAUCGUGGGGCCCCGUGAAGUCAAUCAAGACGUGGAAGCGUCUUGAUGAUGAACAUCUCACCGCCAUUGAUGGCCAGGUGCUGUGGGCCAAGAGCUCAAGCAGUGGUAAGCAUAUGUUGCGUUGACUUAUCUUCUUUUGGGAGAUUUUUUUUUUUUUUUUUUUU